Aspergillus heteromorphus CBS 117.55 is the source of this 1230-nucleotide messenger RNA. Its product is annotated as RNase P/RNase MRP complex subunit. The coding region runs from base 83 to 883 and encodes 266 amino acids. The transcript is spliced from 3 exons. Gene Ontology annotation, molecular function: ribonuclease P RNA binding. Gene Ontology annotation, biological process: tRNA 5'-leader removal; rRNA processing. The record is from RefSeq and is a predicted model, not a curated record. Gene Ontology annotation, cellular component: ribonuclease MRP complex; ribonuclease P complex. NCBI's taxonomy places the organism in Eukaryota, Fungi, Ascomycota, Eurotiomycetes, Eurotiales, Aspergillaceae.
CUCCACUACAACCACCACACCGUCCUCUACCUCUCACCUCCCUCACCAACACCACAAUACUACAACAACAACAACCACAAAAAUGCCCCCCAAACCCUCUACCACCACCACCCCCUCCCAGCCACACAUCGCCCAAACCCUCCUCACGCGCGCGCACUCCCCCACCACCGCAACCACGCUCUUCACCGAACGCGUCGUCCAAAAACCCCUCUACAUCCGACCCACCUCGCCCACACCCUCCGACAACCGCUCCCGCCGCCGCCUCCACCGCCUCCGCAAACACCAAUACUUCCUGCGCAAGCAGAAGCCCCAGCCGCUGUCUGCGCGCGAGAAGCGCGUCUCGGGUCUCCAUGCUCUUCCCCCGGCGGAAACGAAGUAUGAGGUCUUUCAGGAGCUGAAUCGCUUGUGGGUGGCGUAUAUGCAGGGGGUGUUGGAUUUGGGGGGGAGAAGGGGAGGGGGAGGCCCGUUGGUGACGGCCACGGCGCAGGGGAGUAAACUCGUCAGUGCGGAUUUUCAUGGUGCGGAGGUGGAGGUUGUGAGGAGUCGGUGUGCGGGGAGGGUUGGGGUUAGGGGGAUUGUGGUUAGGGAUACGAAGUUUGCGUUUGUGCUGGUUAAGAGGGGGGGUGGGGUUGUUACCAUCCCGAAAGAACAGACCAUCUUCCGGUUCUACGUGCCUGUGCCGUUGCCCGUUCCUGAGACGGAGACAGAGACGAAAGAGCAAAAAGGAAAAGGGAAGGACGAAGCAGCACCGGCUACCGAAACAGACAACGCCCCGAAAAGACCCCAGCAGCUCGUCUUCGAACUCCACGGAAGCCAGUUCCAGAAUCGCCCCGUCGACCGAGCGAACAAGAAAUUCAAGUGGCGCAAUGUCGAUUAUAUCUGAACGUGGGGGUGCUGGUUACGGAUUAUCGAUUAUCGAUUUCGAUUUUGAACCAGCGGGAUUGUGGGGAUUGGCGCGGAUAUCGUGCAGAGGCUGAGGGUCUAGGCUACUGGUCUGUCAUGUCUCUGUUAGAAGAAUGACUGGGCUUGGGACAUGAUCCGUGACUUUGCGAUGAGACUACUGCUGCACUUGUGCGCAUGAACUGGUCUCGUGAAUACAGAGGUCAAGGGUAUAUCCGUAUCCGGACAGACCAUCUAUACUGGGCCAAUUCCCUGGAUCAUAACGCGAUUGUCAGUUGUCAGUCUCGAUCGCCCUCUUCUCCGUCUCAGACUAAGUAACUACUCGAGAUG